CCCGCCCUUCCCUACUUCCAAACCUUUUCCCGCCGCCUCUCUGUACGCGGCUAUGGAACUCCCCUCGUCCGGCGCCUCCAGCCUCAGUAAUUACGACCUGGUGCUGGAGACGAGGCUGGAAAAGAUGGAGUAACUUCACCAGAGGGAGUCACUGGGGCUUCGUUGCUGGCUCUACAGGGAGCCUAGAAUACCAGGAAUGGCCUUGGAGAGGGACAGAUUCCCACUCCAGGAGGUGGUGACGUUCCAGGAUGUGGCUGUGGACUUCACUCGGGAGGAGUGGCGCCUCUUGUCCCCUUCCCAGAAGGAGCUGUACAGGGAGGUGAUGCUGGAGAAUGCCCGGAACCUGCUAACAGUGGGAUUUCCAGCUCCCCCUGAAAAAGUCGUCUCUUAUUUGGAGCAGAGGGAUCUCCCAUGGAUGAUAGAUCAAGAAGGUCUGAGGAUCUGGUACCCAGAAGGAGAAAAAAGGCCUGAAAUUAUGGCGAAUCCAACAGAGGUAAGCUUUCCUGUGGAAGAAGUGAACAUACAAAGAUCCAUUGGUGAUAGUCCUGAUAACUUUGCUUCCAGGGAAUUCAGUGUUGGGUCUCAAUAUUCAUCUCAUACUGAACAUCAAAGAAUGCACCGUGAGGAUAAAUAUAGUGAAAAUAGUCAGUGUGGAAAGACUUUUAUGCACAGGGCCAGUCUUUCUGGACAUCAGAGAAACCACACUGGUGAGGAAAUUUAUGAAUACAAACAAUGUGGAAAGACAUUCAUUGUGAGCUCCAGUCUUGCUAGACGUCGGAGAAUGCACACUGGGGAGAAACCUCAUGAAUGCCAGCAAUGUGGAAAAGCAUUCCAUCACAGCUCUGAUGUUGCUAGACACCAGAGAAUCCACACUGGGGAGAAACCUCAUGAAUGCAAGCAAUGUGGAAAGGCAUUCAUUCGCAGUUCCAGUCUUGUAGAACAUCAGAGAAUGCACACUGGGGAGAAACCUUAUGAAUGUAAGCAAUGUGGAAAGGCAUUCAGUCAGAGGUCCCAUCUUGCUACACAUCAGAGAAUGCACACUGGGGAGAAACCUUAUGAAUGCAAGCAAUGUGGAAAGGCAUUCAGUCACAGCUCCAGUCUUUUGCAACAUCAGAGAAUGCACACUGGGGAGAAACCUUAUGAAUGCAAGCAAUGUGGAAAGGCAUUCAGUCACAGCUCCUAUCUUGCUACACAUCAGAGAACACACACUGGGGAGAAACCCUAUGAUUGCAAGGAAUGUGGAAAGGCAUUCAGUCAGAGGUCCAGUCUUUUGCAACAUCAGAAAAUUCACACUGGGGAGAAACCUUAUGAAUGCAAGCAAUGUGGAAAGGCAUUCAGUCAUAGGUCCAGUCUUUUGCAACAUCAGAGAAUGCACACUAGGGAGAAACCUUAUGAAUGCAAGCAAUGUGGAAAGGCAUUCAAUCAAAGGUCUCCUCUUACUACACACCAGAGAAUCCACACUGGGGAGAAACCUUUUGAAUGCAAACAGUGUGGAAAGGCAUUCAAUCAGAGGUCCCAUCUUGCUAAACAUCAGAGAAUGCACACUGGGGAGAAACCUUAUGAAUGUAAACAAUGUGGAAAAGCAUUCAAUAACAGCUCCCAUCUUUCUACACACCAGAGAAUCCACACUGGGGAGAAACCUUAUGAAUGCAAGCAAUGUGGAAAAGCAUUCAGUGACAGCUCCCAUCUUGCUACACAUCAGAGAACACACACUGGGGAGAAACCUUAUGAAUGCAAGCACUGUGGAAAAGCAUUUAGUCACAGCUCCUAUCUUGCUACACAUCAGAGAACACACACUGGGGAGAAACCUUAUGAUUGCAAGCAAUGUGGAAAGGCAUUCAGUCAGAGGUCCAGUCUUUUGCAACAUCAGAAAAUUCACACUGGGGAGAAACCUUAUGAAUGCAAGCAAUGUGGAAAGGCAUUCAGUCAGAGGGCCCAUCUUGCUACUCAUCAGAGAAUGCACACUGGGGAGAAACCUUAUUAAUGCAAACAAUGUGGAAAGGCAUUCAGUCAGAGCUCCCAUCUUGCUACAUAUCAGAAUCCACAGUGGGAAAAACUUAUGAAUGCAAGCAAUGUGGAAAGGCAUUAAGUCAGAGGUCCUAUUUUGCUAGACACCAGAGAAUCCACACUGGGGAGAAACCUUAUGAAUACAACCAAGGUGGAAAGACAUUCAGCUGGAACUCCCAUCUUGCUGUACAUCAGUAGACCUUCACUGGGGAGAACCUUAAGAAUAAAUGCAGAGUGAAAGGAGCAGAACCAGGAGAACAUUGAACACAGAGACUGAUGACACUGUGGUUCAAUCAAACGUAAUGGACGACUCAAGUAACAGCAAUGCAAUGAUCCUGAACAAUUCUGAGGGAUGUAGAAAAAGAAAGCUAUCCACAUCCAGGCAAAGAACUGUAAAUCAAAACAGAAGAAAAAUCAUUUCUUUGAUUACAUGGUUUGAUAGGGAUAUGAUUUGGGACAAAGACUCUUAAGUGACCACUCUUGCAAAUAUUAAUAAUAUGGAAAUAGUUCUUGAUCAGUGACACAUGCAAAACCCAGUGGAAUUGCUCAUUGGUUGGAGGGCGGGGAGGCAAAGAAUAUUAAUAAUGUAACCAAUGAAAAAUAUUCUUAAUUAAACAACUUUUAAAAAAACCCUACGGGAGAAGCUGAGGGGAGGAGGAGGAGAAACUCCUCCUUAUCACAUGGUUUAUGUUGCUUAAAGUCACCUUUGAUCCGGCAGGAGUGUGUAAGGGUAAUUUUAGGGUUGUGAUUUAAAUUGAUUUGGACAGCAAAGAAUAUUCCAAAUAAAAUUCCCAAGUCAGUUUGGAAAUUUUAUGGUAAUUUAAUUAAUAUAGAGGGAAGGAAUUAGGGAGAAUAGAGAGGGAGAGGGUAUAGGAUUUCUUUCAACUGGCCUUUGCCAGGGGUAGUUCAAAGACCUCUGCCACAAGGUCUUUGAAGAUUAGAGGUUUUCCUAAGAGGAUAAUGUUUGGAAGGUAAAGGAGAAAAGAAUCAGCCUAAACUCCAAGAGGGCUCAGUGAAGAUGCUUCACCUGAACUAGGCUACUAAGCUUCUUUUAGUAUUGUAUCAAGGAAAACUCUCCACCAAACCUGGAUAAUAGCUGCUGCCACGCCAAGAUGCCAAAAUGCUCAGCAAGCUAGCGCCAGAGUCACCUCUCCGCAGAAAGAGCCUGAGAGAGGAAGUGAUGUGAAACAUAUAGAUGUUUUUUACAUCACUUUUCUGCAUCUCGCAUAAGCCAAUGGUAGCUUAAUCUUGACUUAAGACAGCACAGGGGUCUGUCAGUUGUUUCAGAUUUGUCAUUUGCUAGCAUGUCUGUCAUAGGCGAUCCUCCUAAAUACUUAAUCCUUAAGUAUAAGUGUAGACAUUGCUGUUUUUGUGAGAAUAAGUAGGGUGGAUUAAUCUAAAGUUGACAAGUGUAAGGAAAAGGAUUUCCUCAUGUACUCUUUGAUCUUGGUUACUUCUGGGAUUUUGGGGUGUCCAGGGGAAAUCUGUACCCCCAUAUCAUUUUCCCCAAUCCAAAUGCCAGGGAAGAAGGGCAACAGUCUGGCUUCUGUAAUUUCUUCAAGGCAGACAAGGGGUUUAGAGCUGCCCCUGCCUAUUUGAGAAGAGAGGGAGCCAGUGGCUCAGGGCACAGGAGUCAUUAGGGCACAUCCUCAGUGAAUGUGUGGGUCCUAGCAGCAGGGGCCAGGGACUGAGACAAUGACUGAAGCAACAGAUAAAAAGAGGAAACUAAUACAACAACUGAUAACAAUGAUUAAAUAGCAGACUUCCCUGCAUUUGGGGAACUUAUCCCCAUUGCCAAUAAACCUCUUCAGAACAGGGAUGGAUCUUCUCAGGAAAUUUGCUUCCAAAGUUGCUUGCACACAUGUUUAAGGUAUUCUUGCUAAAAUCUUUUGCAGAGCACAGAUUAGUAACAACAUGUUACUGACAGGUUUCCUUACCCUCAACUCUGCAAGAAAUACAGAAAGACUGGCUAUAAUUCUGAGCUUAAGGUCCAAAUUUCAGUUGUGGUCAAUUAAAGCUAGGGGUCCCAUGAGCCUUUAUUUUCAGCUGUUUCUACAGGACUUGGACAGCAAAUACAGAUCACUGAUUAGCAAAGCCUAACACUUCAGCUAUGCGAGCUAGUGCUUGAUGAAUUCUGAUCUCAUGGCUGAUACUGGCCAUGAGCUGCCGUGGUCAGUGUCCAGCCCCACUCACAACUUCAGGGUUCCCGACAGGUGGCGAACAAUCAGUCAAAAUAAAUAACAAACCGAAGACAUCUUAAUCAUUACGGCCAUGGGACUGCUUUGCAUCUCCGAGCUGCUCCACAUUCACAGGCUUGGGAUUUAUUUUUAUAUCCAUAUUCCUGGCAUGCAGAUACACAAAAUCAAAGAGAGGUAAUUGGAUAAGUAAUACAUUAACUUUUAACAAAUCACUUGAUUAACAUUCUAUAUUUUUGUAUUAUGAUUACAGACAGAAUAUAAGAUAAAUGAUUUCAUCACAGGUGGCUUACUAGGGAGUUUGAGUUACUGAUUUGUGUAAUUGAGUCACUGAGGCAUAUUGAAGCUUAGUGUACCUGUAUUGUACCUGUAGUCAUUGUAUUGACCUCUAUGUUUGAUUUGUGUGUUGGCUUCAUGAGAAAGUUUUGGGCUUGGCCUGUAGCUGCGGUUUCACUGGGAAUUAUGCACCUAAAUAAAAGUUAACCCAUGAUAGUCUUUUGGGGGUUGGGUUUGAGGGUCUGAUCUUUUGGUGAUGUUUUGGGGAAUUAGGGUACAUGUGUUUUGCUCUUGCAUUAUUUCUUUUGAGACUAGGGGGAAUAAUAAUCAUGUCAAUUCAUAGGUAAAACCAAGACAGUAGAAAACAUUUCAGCGGAUAUAAUUGUUAUAUAUAUUUAUCUUGCUCAAACAUUUUAAUUAUCACAGUUUAUGGCUCCCACUCUCUUAUCUACAACAAUUUAAUGCUCCCAAACUAUUCUAAAUCUAACAGGGGCAUUGAUGUAAAAAGUCAUGCAAAGGGGAUAGAGUGGGCAGUCACAUCUCUCCAAGGACCACUCUGUGGUCUCCCCAACUGCAAUGUGUGACUCUGUUAAGGUGUUGUGGACUGAUGGCCCCCAGCAUAUCCCCCUUUCUUUUUAUUUUUGAGCUGAAGAGACCAGUUAAAUUUGGACUUGCCGAAUGGUGGACUCUAGGUAUCAGAUGAAGACUGGAAAGAAAAGAAGGAGAAAAAAAGACAAGAGCCAAUCCACAAGGAAUAAAUGUGUGGGUAAAAUCACUGUUGGAGAUAAGGGAGGAGAUGCUGUCAUAAAAUGAAUUAGCUAUGGGGGAGGCUGAUUAAAGGGAGGUACCAGAGGGAUAGAUAUCCAUGGUUUGUCUAUAUUGUGUGGACUACUUGUAGGGAAGGUUGCUAGUGAAGCAAUGUGUACAGUGAUAUCCAAUAUAAGGGAUAGAAUGAAGGGGUUUAGGGUUGUUUAAACUAUUAGAAAUCAAUUAUAGAGCAUAAAUGUCUGGACCAUCAUACCAGUCAAUUGUAUUAACAGGAAAUAUCACAAAGGGUGGUUAUUUAUCAACAAAUACAAUGGUAGCAGGAAUGGAGGGAUUAAGAGAAUUUGUUAAAAUACAUAGCAAAAAUUUCUAUAAGUCAUGGGGAGAACACAUUGUACAAUCAAUGCAUAGGCUUGAAUGGAUUUGGAACUUUCCUUGUCAUUAGAGCAGUAAUAUAGCAGGGGAAGAGAAAAGCAAUUAAUUUCCACAAGGAAGAUUAGUAAUGGGAGAUAAGGGGCUUUCAAUGGCAGAAAUAUCAGGGGGUACAGAUAAAAUUGAAAACAUGGCAAGAAUUAAGGUGGUAGUGCAAUCAGGAGGUAUGAAUUGUUAUUGUCCAUUCUUUGUUUCGCUUGGGCUGAAAAUGUCACAAUGUGACAAGGAAAUCACUUUAAAAGAUUGAUAUAUAUUAAUUUAGGUUGCCAAGGAAUUCAGCUAUGUAAUUCCUAAAUGAAAACUCAAGUCAGCAGUCAACCUUUUAUGGAGUUUUUAAUUACAAACAGGAGGAAGAAAGGUAUUGGAGAGAGAGAAAGGGAAGAGAAAGGAAUAGGGCUUAAAUACCUCCUCUGUUUAGGCUGGGCCAAAAGGCCCAAGCCCUUAGAUAGCUGAGGCAAAGAAAAGCGAUCAGUCCCUAUCACUCAUGUGACCAAAAUGGAGAAACAGUCUCAGGGUCCUCCACCUCCAGCCUCCUUCAGAGCAAAACUUAUCAGAGCAUAACCUCUCAGAGCAAAACCUCUCCACCCUCAGACCCCUCUAUCUUUACCUCAGUUCUCACAUCUACCAAUCACUGUGUCUUCCCUGUGCCAAUGGUGGCUCUAGCUUAACCCAGGACCCCUCAGAAGUCUCCCCCUUUGCACAUGUCUGUUGAAGGUCAUAUUCUCAAAUACUUAAAUCUUGAUCCUUUGCUGCAGCCCUUCCUAAAUCCUGUUAGACUGAGUAGGGUGGAGAUUGUAAGUUCCAAGACCUGGUUCUGUCAUUCCAAGUAUCUCUAUUGUAUCAAUUCUAAAAUCAAUCAUGACUCAAAGAACUUCCUGUUCUAUGCUUAAGCAUAGGUCAAAGCCCUUUCCAUUGUUCAUCAAAAGGUUUCUGUCCUAAAGCAGUCCCAAGUAGGGAGGAGAAGGAACCUCCCAUGCCAAUGGGGUUCACAUUCCAAUAAAGAGUUCCCACUAUCAGUAGGAAAUUCCCUCCAAGCAUGAAACCUUCCAAUAGUGAAAUUUCCAACAUUCACAAGUCUAAGAAAUUUUAAGGUUUAUAAUCCCCCCUGAUGAUCAUUGGGAGACUAGUCUACCCAUUGAUCAUUUAACAUAAUCAUUUUGCAGUUCUAAAUGCACUUCUAACUAUAGAUAUACACAAUAUUCAAUUUUCUAAGAGAAUUAGAAUAGUGAGAGAGGAAAUAGAAAAGAAAAUAAAGCAAAACCAAUGUUUUACUAGGCACAUUGACAGAAAGCCAAAUUAGGGGCAGUCCCUUUUGGCGUAAAUGUGUACAGUUACAAUAAAUGUUCAAUGAAAAGUUCAGUCCAAUCAAUCAUAUACAAAGUUCAUUCUUGAUCUUGAUGAAGUGUAGGUUUUCAGCAUCUUUCUGCAACAGUUCAUUCUCUGGAUAUAAAAGUUUCAAGCUUCUUUCUUGAAGAUCUUUUCUCAAACAGAAUCAAAAUCUUUGAUUUUUUUAAUAACAGUAAAAUCUUAAACAAAAUUCAAAAUUCUUGGAUUUUUAUAAAAAUACAAUCUCAAACAAAAAUCAAAAAUAAUAAAAAAAAUUCUUAGAUUUUAAAUUAAAAUAGAAUCCCCCCUGAAGUAAGUAUUUUAAAAAAUAUCAAGUUUAGCUCAAAAUGCAAUGUUCAGUUAUGGAGGUGUAUGUGUCAAUUGUCAAAAGAAUAGAAAAAUAAUCAAAAACAAGAAAAAUUCAAAAUAGGCCUUGCAUAGGUCCAGCUUAAAGUAAUUUCUAUCCCACAAGUAUGUAGGACAGAAUGCAGUAAUAUUUCACUUAGCCAUUUGUAGCCAAGACUACAGGAAGUUGCCAUAAUAUAAGAAGAAAAGAACUAGAAUUCUAUUUUGAUGGGGAAAUGUCAUUCCCUCGUCUGAUUUUUUUUUCCUUCAGGGAUAUAGGGAGCCAGCAUGAUAGUCAAGCUUUGUACUUGUUUGAGUACUUCGAAAAGAGAGUAGAUACAAGGAAGUCCUACGACUUAAACAUAAGGGUCGCAACCUCGAGUCUCACUUUAAUAUUUCUUGUGUGCUCUAUUGGCACUAUUCAGGUUUAGUCUGUGCUCCUUGUUUUUAUCCCUUUUCCUGGAAUCAGACACAAACAUUAAUCCCAGUCCUAUAAUAUUUUAUCAAUAAAUGGCAGGUUCCCAUAGUUUAAAGCUUUUAGGCAUAUAUUGAUAUUAUAGCAAGAAUAUAUAUAUUGACUUGUAUUAUUGCAGGAGAAAAAAAAUAGUAAUAUUAAUCAUGUGUGCUUUCAGUACAAAAAAUGAGAAAAAAAUUCAAAUAUUCUGUUCAAAAAAUAAAAGAAUAAAAUUAAGAAAAAAAAUCAGUAAUUCAAUGUGUUCUUGAAAAAAAACCAGCAUCCAUUUGUCUAUGGAUUAUUAUCUCCAAUUCAUAUGAUAGGAUAGAGUCAAUCAGUCUCAGCAGAAGAUGCUUUCUUCACAUGUGAGCAGUGAAUCCAAGAGUCUCUUUCUCCAAUCUUUAUAGAUGUUGGAGUAGUUAAUAUUUGGAAUGGUCCUUCCCAUGAAGGUUCAGUUGCUCCAGUUCGCUUGAAAUUCUUGAUAUAAACUUUAUCUCCUGGGUUCAGGUCAUGCAGAGAAAAGUCUAAUGGUCCAGCUUGUACUGCAGCUCCAGAUUUAUGAAGUUCACGUAGUUUGUGCUGUAACUCCUGUAUAUAGGAAGCAGUAGUAAUAUCUCCCCCUAAUAGCGAUGUAUAAGCCGGGGAGAAAGGCUUAGCCUGUAUAGGCGGAUGUCCAAAAAGCAUCUCAAAAGGUGAAAUAUGUAAGUCUCCUCUAGGCCUGCUUCUAAGAUAAAAUAGGGCCAGAGGGAGAAUUUCAGGCCAUUUUAAAUGGGUCUCGGUGCAUAAUUUGCCAAUCAUAGUCUUAGGUUCUUUAUUCAUUCUUUCCUACUAUUUGGAGAGGAGAAAGAAGCUGAAAAAGGUUAAUUAACAUCAACAAAAUCAAUACAAUCUAAGAAGAAUCAUCUUCAUUAUACUGGGAAGUUCCUUGGGCACCCUCCUGAAGGGCACAUCAUUUUGGACAAGCUCCAUUUCUCAUAUAUUGUUGUUGAGUAUUAUCAUUAUAAUUUUCUUUGUUUAGAGCUUUGUCAUUAUUUUCCCAAUUCUUAUUUCUAUAAUUCUGGUUUCUAAAGUUCUUAUUUCUAUAUUCAUUAUAGUUAUUUCCAUAGUCAUUAUUAUAAUUUCUAGAAUUCUGGUUUCUAUAACCAUUAUCAUCAUUUCUAUAGUUAUUAUUUCUAAAGCUAUUAUGAAACUGUAUAUUCCUUCCAAUCGUCUUAAGAAAGGUUCUACAUUCCAUCAUUUUGUGGCCCUUCUCACAGAAGUGGCAAGUAAUGGAUUGAUAAUUGGAUUUCUGGAGAGGGGCAAUUGUCAUUGGUUCAUUAUCAUGCCCACUUUCUAAUUUAGUUAUCCUAUCUAUUAAAUAUCUCAUUUUUUUCUUCAUGUCCUCCAUGUCAUCAUUAUUUUCUUCCUCCUUUUCUUUGUUUCCCUUUAAAAGAUAUAUACCUGUUUUUCGCAAUUCUUCAAGGUCCAUAUCUGACCAUCUUGGGCAUUGUGUUCUAAAAUAAUUCUUAAUUGCUUUGCAAGAGUCAUUUACAAAGAUCCUUCUAACUUGUCUUAAGCUACUCUCUUUAGUUGGGUCCCAAUCUAAGUAUCUGUCCCCAAACUUGAUUAUUUUGUCCAUGAAUGUGGAGGGUGUUUCUUCCUCCUUUUGCUUAACUUUUUCAAGUUCCAUCCACUUAUCUAUACUGUCUGCAAAUUCCUUCAUUGCCAUGAGGAUGGCCUCUCUACAACGGUAUAGUUGUAGAUAAUCCUCAGGAUUGUUAUAGUCCCAUUCGGGAUCCUGAGAUGACCAAUGUGCUGCAUUACGCCCCCGGGUUUUGUUGACAUGAGCAAUUAUUUUAUUUUUUCAUGUUCAGUUAAAAAAGCCUGUAGCAAGUUCUCAACGUCCUUGUAAGACGGAUUAUACUGAAAAAAUAUGUCUCCCAUGUUUUUUGCUACUAGAAAAGGAUCUUGUUCAUAUGUGGGGAUAUUUCGUGUAAAUUCAUUUAUUUCUUGGGGAGUAAACGGUAUCCUAUGUCUUAAAGUCACCACAUUCCCAUUCCGUCCUAUUUCAGGUACUUCUCUUAGAGGAAAUAGGCCUCUAGUUGAAUUUUGUACCUGUGGGUCAGUUUGACAAGGACAGGUUUCUCUAGGAGGACAAGAUCUCCUUUGCGUUGGAAUUUGGUUUUCUGUAGGAGAGGGAACAUGAGAAACUGGGAUUGCAGGGGAAGGGUUUUGGGGAUUAAAUUCAGUCGAGGUUUGCACUGCACAAGAGAAGCAGUCUGUUAACUGGGCUAUAGGGAAGGUGUUUUCUGUCUCUAUUUCAGGCAAGGAAAUUUCCUCAUUCAAAGGUUCAGAAACAGGUCUGUUUCUGGUAGAGUGGGUGUUUGCCAAUUGAUCCUGUAAGAAACAUUUUAGAUCUUCUAAUUGGGCUUGUAUUUUAUCCUCAAUUUUUUUCUAUUUUACCCUCAAUAUUUUCUAUUUUAUCCUCAAUAUUUUCUAUUUUAUCCUCAAUAUUUUUUAUUUUAGCAUCUCUAAAUAUACUAUUGAGGAGUACAAAAAUGACAGUACCUAUUAAUAUAAAAAUUUGGAGGUAUCCUGCAUUUCUCAAUGCCCCUAAUUCUUCAGCUGCCAUAUAAAUGUCAAAAAAUGUAGUACUCAUUUAUAUAUAUAUAUUUUGUAAUUUCAGAAAACACGUAGGGAGCAGGGCAAAGCAACAAACUUUCCACAGAGUUUUUUUUUUCUAAUCUAGGAAGUUAUUCCUUAAGGGAAAGGAUAUUUAGAAACAGCUCUUCCAGCCAGGACUUUAGGGUCCUGUUGCUGAGAUUUAAAACAGCUGUUUUCUAUCUAACUAUCAGAGUCACACAGCUGGGAAGUAUCCGAGGUCCGAUUUGAACCCAGGACCUUCUGUCUCUAGGCCUGGCUCUCAAUCCACUGAGCUACCCAGCUGUCCGUUAAGAUUAAAGGGAAGAAAAAGAAAAACUGCUGAUUCCAAUUUAAGUUAAGGAGAAAAGAGAAGAGAGAAAAAGUUUUUUAUACUCACGUGUUCUAGCAGCUGUGUCUUUAAGCCAAGUUUGCUGUUAAAAGGGGCUAAGUCAUGAGAUGGUAGAGUAAAAAGGCAAGGAAUUUCAGGAGUUUAUUGAGAGAAUUCUUUAGACUCCCGUGUGGUCAGCCACAAUGUGACAAGGAAAUCACUUUAAAAGACUGAUAUAUAUUAAUUUAAGGUCACCAAGGAAUUCAGCUAUGUAAUUCCUUAAUGAAAACUCAAGUCAGCAGUCAACCUUUUAUGGAGUUUAAUUACAAACAGGAGGAAGAAAAGUAUGAGAGAGAGAGAGAGAGAGAGAGAGAGAGAGAGAGAGAGAGAGAGAGAGAGAGAGAGAGAGAGAGAAGGGAAUAGGGCUUAAAUACCCCCUCUGUUUAGGCUGGGCCAAAAGGCCCAAGCCCUUAGAUAGCUGAGGCAAAGAAAAGAGAUCAGUCCCUAUCACUCACGUGACCAAAAUGGAGAAACAGUCUCCAGGGCCUCCACCUCCAGCUUCCUUCAGAGCAAGCUUCUCAGAGCACAACCUCGCAGGGCAAAAUCUGUCCAACCUCCCCCUCAGUCCUCAGACCCCUCUAUCUUUAAGCAAACCAUCCAAGUUCCCUCCCCUCAGUUCUCACAUCUACCAAUCACUGUCCAUGUCUUCCCUGUGCCAAUGGUGGCUCUAGCUUAACCCAGGACCCCUCAGAAGUCUGCCCCUUUGCACAUGUCUGUUGAAGGUCAUAUUCUCAAAUAAUUAAAUCUUGAUCCUUUGCUGCAGCCCUUCCUAAAUCCUGUUACUGUAAGUAGGGUAGAAAUUAUAUUUUCCAAGACCUGGUUCUGUCAUUCCAAGUAUCUCUAGUGUAUCAAUUCUAAAAUCAAUCAUGACUCAAAGAACUUCCUGUUCUAUGCUUAAGCAUAGGUCAAAGCCCUUUCCAUUGUUCAUCAAAAGGUUUCUGUCCUAAAGUAAUCUUAAGUAGGGAGGAGGAGGAACCUCCCAUGCCAAAGGGGGGUUCACAUUCCAAGAGACUAUCAGUAGGAAAUUUUUCAAGUAUGAAAUUUCCCAAUGGUGAAAUUUCCAACAUUUAUAAGUCUAAGAAAUUUUAAGGUUUACAAUUCUCUGAUGUCCAGAAAAACUGGUCUUGUGCAUAAAACUCUUUCUAUAUUGAUUUUUGUCACUAGAUUUUUCCUCAGGCUGCAAUCUUUGAUGUUCAAUAUAAGAUGAAUUUUGAUAUACAACACUGAAUUCCCUGGAAGCAAAGUUAUCAGGACCAUCACUAAUGGAUCUUUGUAGUUUCACUUCUUCCACAAGAAAGCUCCCCUCUGUUGGAUUCACCUUAAUUUCAGGUCUGUUUUCUACUUCUAAAAUAAAACAAACGGUAAGACAUAGAUAUAGAGAGCUAUAUAAACAUAUAUAACUCUUAUCUCCUU
Molecule: messenger RNA, 12223 nt
Organism: Monodelphis domestica (gray short-tailed opossum)
Lineage: Eukaryota; Metazoa; Chordata; Mammalia; Didelphimorphia; Didelphidae
Product: zinc finger protein 350-like
Biological process (GO): regulation of DNA-templated transcription
Source: RefSeq, a predicted model, not a curated record